GGCAGUGAACAUGGCGUCUCACUUCAGCGGUGUGCUGCAGCUGACAGAUCUCGACGAUUUUAUCACCCCCUCUCAGGAAUGUGUCAAACCUGUUAAAGUAGAGAAGAAACAAGGCAAAUCCGUGGCCAAAAUUCAAAUAGAAGAUGACGGCAGUUACUUCCAAGUCAAUCAGGAUGGUGGGAAGCAGAAGCUGGAGAAAGCAAAGAUCACACUUAAUGACUGUUUAGCGUGCAGCGGCUGUAUCACCUCAGCUGAGAGCGUCCUCAUCACUCAGCAGAGCCAUGAGGAGCUCCUUAAAGUGCUGCAUAACAACAAGUCCAGCCCGACAGAGCAGAAGGUGGUGGUGGUGUCGGUGUCACCGCAGUCCAGAGCCUCCCUCGCAGCACGCUUUGACCUCAGCAGCAGUGAGGCAGGCAGGAGGCUUACUUCUUUCUUCAAAGGCCUUGGGGUUCAUCAUGUUUUUGAAACAAGCUUUAGUCGUACCUUCAGCCUGCUGGAGAGCCAGAGAGAGUUUGUGGAGCGUUUCCAGAGGAAGGAGCAGGACAGCAAGAGUCUGCCCAUGCUGACAUCAGCCUGUCCAGGUUGGAUUUGCUAUGCAGAGAAGACUCACGGGGAGUUUAUUCUUCCUUACAUUAGUACCACUCGCUCCCCCCAGCAGAUGAUGGGUUCCCUGGUUAAAGGCUAUUUUGCUGAACAACAGGGGCUAAGUCCACAGCAGAUCUACCAUGUGGCAGUAAUGCCAUGCUUUGACAAGAAACUUGAGGCCUCGAGGUCAGACUUCUACCUGAACGAAGCGGAGACUCGAGAAGUAGACUGUGUCAUCACAUCUGGAGAGGUUCAGAAAAUGCUGGAGGAGAAAAAUGUGUCUCUUAAUGAUGUGGAACCUGCACCCCUAGAUACAAUGUUCAGCAGUGUGAGUGGGGAUGAGUUCCUGAGCCAUUCUGGGAGCGGGUCAGGGGGUUACCUCCAUCAUGUCUUCACAUAUGCAGCCAAGCAGCUGUUUGGGGAGGAGGUGAAGGAGCUUACCUACAAGACCCUCCGGAAUAAAGACUUCCAGGAAGUGACUCUAGAGAGGGACGGAGUUGUCCUGUUGUCCUUUGCUUCCACAUACGGCUUCCGUAACAUCCAGAACCUGGUGCAGAAACUCAAGAGGGGGAAGUCGCCUUACCACUUUGUGGAAGUCAUGGCCUGUCCAUCAGGCUGUCUAAACGGUGGUGGACAGGUGAAGCCUUUACCUGGUCAGAUCCCCAAAGAGCUUCUCCAGAAGGUUGAGGAGCUGUACAAGGCAGAGCGCCCCCUGUCGCCAGAAGAUGACACCCGUGUGGCCGAGCUGUACCAGUCCUGGCUCCACAGUGUCGGGGAGGAGAGAGCCAAAGAGCUGCUACACACACGCUACCACGCUAUAGAGAAGAUGACAAACGGACUCACUAUGAAGUGGUGAAGAAAGAUUUUUUCUACAAUCCAUGAUUUUUACAGAACCGUCCUAAUAUACGAGACUAUGUGUGUCUGUGGGUUAUGGGCAAAGUCGAAUAUAAGCUGGUUUGAGGAAGCCUAUAACCUUUUAAACCACUUUUCUCCAUUUCUAAAAGUUGUGUGCCUGACCAGAAGACGUAGAUAAUUGACACAAUGCUCAACCUGAACCAAAUGAUGUAUAUGAUCUUAUUAUUUGCCCUCAUACUGCUGAUUGUCCCUUAAGAUGUAUAAAUAGUUAACCAUUUGUGUGGCACCUGUUACACUUUGAAAUGUUAGCUGAAAUAACACAGCAAAAUAAAAUGAUUCCUUCUAUAUUUAACCUUAUGUAUAUUGAAAAAAUAAAG
This is a messenger RNA of Anoplopoma fimbria (sablefish), 1817 nucleotides long. It is a transcript of the gene ciao3, whose product is annotated as nuclear prelamin A recognition factor-like. NCBI's taxonomy places the organism in Eukaryota, Metazoa, Chordata, Actinopteri, Perciformes, Anoplopomatidae. The transcript has 11 exons. Gene Ontology annotation, molecular function: 4 iron, 4 sulfur cluster binding. The record is from RefSeq and is a predicted model, not a curated record. Gene Ontology annotation, biological process: iron-sulfur cluster assembly. The coding region runs from base 11 to 1441 and encodes 476 amino acids. Gene Ontology annotation, cellular component: cytosolic [4Fe-4S] assembly targeting complex.